Oldenlandia corymbosa var. corymbosa is the source of this 558-nucleotide messenger RNA. Lineage: Eukaryota; Viridiplantae; Streptophyta; Magnoliopsida; Gentianales; Rubiaceae. The record is from the annotation of a GenBank genome assembly.
AUGUCAGGUAAAUUGGAAGCUACAAACCAAAUCAAGUACGAAGAAUUCGAACCUUUUUGCAGAUGGCAACGCGAAGAAGCUCGCGAUACGCUCAUAAUCGAUCUCCCAGACUUCAAAAAGGAGCAGCUUAGGGUGCACAUCAACAACCGUGGAAUCCUGAAAAUUUCAGGAGAACGGUCUGUGGAUGCAACAAAAAGGGCCAAAUUUUACAAGGAAGUUGUGGUUCCAAAGAACUGCAAUACUAAUGGCAUCCAAGCCAAAUUUGCCAGUAAUCAUCUCCACAUCAUCAUGCCUAAACUCCCUGCAGAUCAAGUCGUCCCGGAACAGAAUAAACCUCAACAACAACAACUUGAUGCUUCCGAUAAUCAUCAAAACACAACACCAACUCAACAACUUGGGAGCAAAAUCAAGGAAGCAAUACAAUCUUCAACUCCCAAAAGAGGAAAAGAACUCAUCAGUAGUAAGGCGGUUGUGAAUGGUGGGAUGGUUAUGAUUUUGAUGGCGGCCAUUCUGGCUUUUGUUGCGUAUAUGUAUAAAUCCACCAUUGUUGAAGAUUAA